Messenger RNA from Fusarium falciforme, 966 nucleotides. RefSeq lists its product as hypothetical. Gene Ontology annotation, molecular function: RNA binding; rRNA methyltransferase activity; histone H2AQ104 methyltransferase activity. The record is from RefSeq and is a predicted model, not a curated record. Gene Ontology annotation, biological process: box C/D sno(s)RNA 3'-end processing; rRNA methylation. Gene Ontology annotation, cellular component: box C/D methylation guide snoRNP complex; nucleolus; small-subunit processome. Lineage: Eukaryota; Fungi; Ascomycota; Sordariomycetes; Hypocreales; Nectriaceae. Bases 1 to 966 code for a protein of 321 amino acids. The transcript has 5 exons.
AUGGCACCUUUCACCCCUCGAGGAGGCGCCCGUGGUGGCCGUGGCGGCGCUCGCGGAGGCCGUGGUGGUUUCGGUGGUGAUCGCGGCGGCUUCGGUGGCCGUGGCGGUGCGCGAGGUGGCCGAGGUGGUGGCCGUGGUGCUCCCCGUGGCGGUCCCCGCGGUGGUGCUCGAGGUGGUCGUGGCGGUGGUCGCGGCGGCUUCGGUGGCAAGCCUGGCCAGAAGGGCGGUGCCAAGGUCAUUGUUGAGCCUCACCGCCACCCCGGUGUCUUCGUCGUCCGCGGCGGUAAGGAGGAUGGUCUUGCGACUCGCAACCUGACCCCUGGCGAGUCCGUCUACGGCGAGAAGCGCAUCUCUGUCGACGAGACGGUCCAGAACGACGAUGGUACCACCACCACCACCAAGAUCGAGUACCGCAUGUGGAACCCCUUCCGAAGCAAGCUUUGCGCUGCCAUCGCUGGUGGUGCCGAUGAGAUCUACAUCAAGCCCGGCUCCCGCGUCCUCUACCUCGGUGGUGCCUCUGGUACCUCCGUCUCCCACGUCGCCGACCUUGUCGGUCCUACCGGCUACGUCUACGCCGUCGAGUUCUCUUCGCGAUCCGGCCGUGAUCUCAUCACCAUGGCUUCCAAGCGACCCAACGUUGUCCCCAUUGUCGAGGACGCCCGUCAGCCUGCCCGCUACCGCAUGAUCGUCCCCAUGGUCGAUGUCAUCUUUGCCGAUGUUGCCCAGCCCGACCAGGCCCGUAUCGUCGCCAUGAACGCCAACUGGUUCCUCAAGGUUGGCGGUGGUGUCCUCAUCUCCAUCAAGGCCAACUGUAUCGACAGCACUGCGCCUGCCGCCGAGGUCUUUGCCAAUGAGGUCCAGAAGAUGCGAGCGGAGUCCAUCAAGCCCAAGUUCCAGCUCACCCUGGAACCCUUCGAGCGUGACCAUUGUUUGGUUGCCGGUGAGUACCAGCGCUACAAGUCCUAA